GAGAUCGCCACACUGCCACCGUUGCUGCCUGCCACCGAGGCCCCAUCACUUGGCUCAGCAGCCGAGACGCGUCUGUUCCGAGCAGGUCGUUCAUAACGUGCGUCGUUGCGUUCCUUGAAAGCCUUUCCCCCGUAGGCAGAGCCUACUCGGCCUCUUCAUUUUUCGUUCGUUCUGUUCACGUUUCCUUUUCGUCGUCUCUCACUGGUUGUAUCUAGUCUGCUGGACUUUGACAGUCCGUUCCUCUCUCUGAUCGUCUUCUCUUCGGGUCUGGUAUUCCGCUAGUUCAGCAACGAUGGAUACGAACAAGAUGCUCUUUAUCAGGCUGAAGUCCAUGUUAGCGCGCAUCACGCUCACCCCGCACACGCUCGCGUUCUUCCUGCUGAGCGUCAUCCACUGCGUCGCGCAAGGCCUCACCGCGGCAUUCAUAUACUCGGAGGACGCGAGCUCGUUCAAGUUUGUCAACGACGUCGUGCGGACGGCCGACGUUCCCAACAACGAAGUCGCGCGUUUGUUCCGGAACGGGGAUAACCUAGAGCUCAGACUUUGCACCGCGGUCCCGAUCGGGACCGUGUUCAAGGACUGCGAGACGAUCUACACGACGGACCCCCAUGUGAGCUACAACGUGAGCGGGUCGCUGGUGACGAGGUUUCUAGAGGACGUGGAGGAGAGUCGGUAUUCGGCACUCGUCCGACGGGCUCCUGACGCGUCUUCGUUGGUACCCGUGAAGGACUCGAAUGGAAAUGUGACUGGUGUAGAGCUCACAUACAACGGGAACAAGCAAGUGACGUUCUCGAAGACUUGCGCGCGCAUGCUCGAGUACCCGCAGCGAAUCCUCGACAACUCACGCAGGGAAGACCUUGCCUUGAUUGCCUCACAAUUCUGGCUGCUGGGAAUAUCAACGUUCGGCAUCCUAUACAACUCUAUCCCACAUAUCUGGGCGGUCUUGUUCGCUCGUGUGCUGCAAAGCGGCUGGGCGAUUUACACGCUCUGGCGGACGUUCGACGUGCAGUUCCGAUACCAGAAGCUCAUCCUGGACGCGGCCACUCCAUGCCACUUCGACGUGCUCCCGCAGUACUUCUCGACCCGCGUCGCGCUCCAGAUCCCUGAGCUCGUGCUACACCUCACCGCGCUGUGCUCUACGUCAUUCCUCGCGCUGCGAAUAGUGAAGGGCUACAGAAUUUCCACCGUGCGCCGCGUCGAUCCUCCCCCAGGUGUGAUGCGGUUGUACAGAUACUUCCUGAUCAACAGCAUGUUUGUCGAGCUGUCGCUCUUCUUCACGCUCACCGCCACCAGUCUCUGGCUGGACCAGUUGCGGAACAGCUCUAUCGCAAUGCUCGCAAUGCGCCCUGGGCUCUAUUACGCUCUCAUAAUCGUCACGAUUGUGACGAUCGUUCCUUGGAUGGUCAUGGGAUGGUUCGCCAUCCGCCGCGAACUCAAGUAUCUCAUGGCCUGCUUCACGUUCCUCACGUUCGCCUACGUCCUCUUCUGGGGCGUCAUGUUCGACGCCAAAGUCUACGUCUGGACGUUCAUCGAGUGGCCCUUCUUCGCCUCCAUGGUCGUCGUCUCCUUCCUCGUCCAGUGCGGGGCGGGCGUCUUCGGCGUCGUCUCCUGGCUCGGCUUCGGCAAGGGCCUUGCGCACUACCUCCACGUCGAGCAGGUCCUGCUCGAGUCCGACUUCGACGCGGACGUUUUCUCGAACGACCCGGAGAAGGCGCCCGCGAGCGGGGCGUCAAGCCCUGUGCAGCAACGCGCGCCGAGCGCGCUGAGCAUGCUGAGCGGUGAGGGCGGGGUGAGCGUGGUGAAGAAGGACACGAACUGGGACUUCGCGGACGUGAGCCGUCCACCGAUUUACAUGGUCGACGUGCAGACGACGAAGCGGGGCUCGGGGAGCGUGGACAGUUUGCGAUAGCGGUAGCAGACGGAAGUGGAGAUGGUGGUAUGACACUGGGAACGUUCUACUUAUUUGGUAAUUUUCGACCGGCCACUGCUGGUUGUCCUCGAGUCGUGUUGACAAUCGUAGGUCUUCCUUCUGCUCUGUUCGCCGUCUUCUUGUGAAAGUCGAUGACGUACGCAGGUGUACAUUCCUCGCCUGAUGAAGGCAAAAGGCAUAUGGAACUUGCAUGUUCCGU
Dichomitus squalens LYAD-421 SS1 is the source of this 2129-nucleotide messenger RNA. RefSeq lists its product as uncharacterized. Gene Ontology annotation, cellular component: Golgi apparatus. NCBI's taxonomy places the organism in Eukaryota, Fungi, Basidiomycota, Agaricomycetes, Polyporales, Polyporaceae. The record is from RefSeq and is a predicted model, not a curated record. The transcript is spliced from 9 exons. The coding region runs from base 293 to 1909 and encodes 538 amino acids.